Bactrocera neohumeralis is the source of this 4242-nucleotide messenger RNA. RefSeq lists its product as uncharacterized. The record is from RefSeq and is a predicted model, not a curated record. Bases 1531 to 3972 code for a protein of 813 amino acids. NCBI's taxonomy places the organism in Eukaryota, Metazoa, Arthropoda, Insecta, Diptera, Tephritidae. The transcript has 3 exons.
UAUCGCGAAGAUGAAAGUUGGCGUUUGCUGCACGAUAAUGCGCCGUCUCAUCGAUCGACGCUUGUGACCAUUGACCACUCCCCGUAUUCACCUGAUAUGGCCGUGCGACUUCUUCCUUUUCGGAAAAAUGCAUUUGCCCAAGAAAGAAAAGCGUUAUGUAGACGUAGAGGUCAUUCAAAAGGCUUGCACCGGCCUGCUGGCGGUCAUAUCGGUCAACGAGCUAAAACACUCGUUCGACAUGCUUUUGGACCGUGCAAAAAGCUGUAUUGAAGCAGAAGAAUACUAUUUUUUUAAUAAAAUCAAUUGAUUUUGCCGAAAAAACCAUUUGUUCUCUUUUUUUUUAAGUCCUGUUUACUUUGGAAUGCAUCUUGUACAUGUCUGUUUGUAUCAACGCGAAGUUCUGGCAUGAGAAAGUACGGUUCAAAUAUUUUGAAAGAAGGGAACGUCUUACAAAUCCACUGUCAUAAUCUAAAAAACAUAUAUACUCGUAAAUCCAUUGUUCACUCAUGUUUCAAUGAACUUUUGAUUACAUUCAUACCGUUUCGUAAGUUCGUAUAUUCGUACGUUCAUGGCAAAAUCUAGAGGUUCAUUCAACUUAUGAAUGAAUAAAUUUCAAAUUGUGCUUGCCAAGUACUGAGCGCCUGGUAAUAAAACUUAAAUAUGAACGCGCCUUUGUAUUACGAUAUAAUUAGAUUUUGUGCUUCUUGGCUUCUUCUUUUUAUUAUUUUUUUUGCCUCGAAAAAGUGAAAGCAGAAGAGAUAAUUAAACGAAACCGAAAAAAACUCAAUAUUUUGGUGGAGGGGUAUUUUUUCUCCAUCUUUAUAUCUCUAUAUAAGUACAAUAAAAAUAUCGUAGUUAAGUGAGUUGUUUCUUAAACUUUCAAUAACGGUAAUUUUAGUGCCGCCAUGCACUAUUUGAAGCCUUUUGGUCGACUAUUUUUUGCAGUUAUCGACCUAAAUUAACAGGUCAGGAAUACAUCGAUGAACUAAAGUAGCGAUACAGCAAUCUCACAAGACUUCAUAAAUGCAGUAUAGAAAGUAGUUUCGAUAUUGGUUUUCACUCAGGAGUGAAUUUCAUAAAAAUCAGUUACUGUAUAAAAAAAUCCUGGGGCAGGAUUGUCAGACGUCACUCCGUGAUUCUUUGGCUAUCAUUCUUGAAAACUCUUUUUAUAAAAAAGUGGCGCAGGCGUGCGAAAAAAGGACAAAUUUGAUAUCGAUUAUGUAAUGUAUCAAUAUCCCAUUAUUUAUAGAUUGCCACUACGCUUACAACUUUUAUCAAUACAAUCAAAAUCGAAAUUCGAAAAAUUCAACAUUUGGUUUUUAUUUUUUUUUCACAAAUUAUGACAUAUAAAAAAUAGAAGCCGAAAAUAAUUAACGUAUUUUUGUUAAACAUAUUUUUUACUGCUUUUUUAUCAUUUUUUUUAUAUUUCUUAUACGCGUCCCCAUUUGGAAGGAUUCAAACUUCCGGCUGAUUCGAUCUGCAGUCUAAAUUCUGAUAUAAUUUCUUUUGGUUGCUCCAAACGGCAGGGAAAUGCAAAAGAGAAGCUUGGGUAGUCAACCAAGCUUGGUCAGUCAACCAAUCACAGUCACAAGUAAUACGGACAAUAACGCUGGACUAUCCGAAACAUACUUAAAAUGUAUGCAGGAGAGUACCGUAGGCGUUUUUCCCGAAGACAAGGGUGCAAUGAAUGCUUAUGAAGUAUAUAAAAGUUCUCCGGAGACGAGGUUAAUGAAAAGUGAGGCUGACAAAAGGAUAUAUGCUGACGCGCUUAUACAUCCGCCUGGCUUCGCACCUUUAUGGUAUUUAUGUGGAAAAGUUUUAUCGCAAAUGUAUGAGCCGAAUGAACUGAUUGAUUUAGUUAAAAAUGAUCCGAUUAUAAUGAGAAGCUACUAUGAAACGCUGAGCCUUGAUCUACCUUUGGAGAAAUGUUACUAUAUAGAUGAUGAGAGCUAUUGGAAACGUUAUGUUUUGACACGUCACAACGAUCCGGGUUUGCAAGUUAAGAAAAUCGAUUGGAAAAAUAAGGGAAUCACAAUGAAAUUUGAAAAAUACCUGCAACAAUUAAGUGUUGGUGGUUUUGAUGAAGUCGAGAUGGAGAGUUUAUCAGAUAAAAUCAAAUUUUACGUAACCGAUUUACAUAUUGAACGUUUGCGUUCGAUAGAUGAGCGCACCCUACUCAAACAUGUGAGACGCGAUGACAUAUGUUCCUCAUCGGGCUCAUCGACAACUAUUCCCAGUAGUGAUGUUGGCGCGGAAGAACAGCUCGAAGCGGAAGAGGAAGAUACUGCAAGCAGAAGUGGGGGAAGUAGGAAUAGCAGCAUGCGAAGCUCACAAUCUGGUUCAAAUAAACAUGUUACGUUGAUUCCAAUAGUUAGCCAACCAAUGCAUACUAUCAGGGGAUUGUCAAGUAUAACAAGUGUCUACUCGACGUGGAAUUACAAUUCGAGAUCAAUUACUAGUUUGUGGUAUGACGGUGACGAUACCGAGUUUGAAGAUAAAUUAAUAAGGAAGGAAAAGAGAACGGCACAACGUUUAAGGCGACAAAAGCGGGCCGAGUGUAAAGAAGGCAAACGAAUCGCGGAAGAGCGGACGAAGGUUGAAGCCGAGGCAGCUGCUAAAGCGGCCGAAGAGAAGGAAGCAAAGGAAAGAUUGGCUAAAAGAAGAGCGGCAAGGCAAAAGAAGAAAGGUGAUGAUGAAAUGAUCAGUGUAUUUGAUAUGAAAGUUGAGCCGCCAGAAGAGGAAGAAGACAUUAUUGCUUUGAACGCACUAAAUAAAGAUAAAAUUAGGCAACUCCAAGUAGCAAUGAGGGACCCAGCGAUUGCAGAUUAUUGCCAUCAUGUAGAUUUGCGUCUAUUGAAGUAUUUUCCAUACUUGAAUACCUUGCGCAUUGAGUUCAAUGGUCCACCGCCACCAGCCAAAUAUGAGAAUUGGCAUUAUCAUAUCAGUACUCGUGACAUCGAACGAUUGGCCGAGGGCCUAAGAAGUCUAGGUGGUCUGCAAGUCUUUAGGCUACGCAAUAGUCGUUUGAAUGCACAUAAGCUAUUCUUACUCACGAGGAGUCUGAAGACAAUUCACUCCUUGAAAAUCGUUGAUUUCAGCUACGAUAAUUUAAAGGAUGAUUGCGGUGAGGGUCUUCAUGAACUCUUCCAAAGAACUACCUCAAUUGUAUCGCUCGAUCUAACCGGUAAUGAGCUCGGCGCUGAAGCGAUUUGUGAUUUGGCGAGGGCACUCGGCGGUUACGAUGGUUGCUGUCAGUAUUUGAGUUUGGCUCACAGCACUUUAAAUACUGACGCGUUGAAUCUGUUCUGCUUGCAUAUUGCCAAUACUGACCAGGUGCGAGAAUUAUGCUUGCGUGGCGCAAUAAUCUCCCAAGAGGGGAUCAAAAAUUGUAUUGCCCAGCAACUGAUACCAUAUCAUAGAGUGUUGCGGGCCAUUGAUAUGUCGGGAGUUAUAAUCGACACCGAUGUUGCAUGUGAAAUACUAAAGUCAUUUAGGAAUAACUAUAAAAUACGGAGAUUUGAUGUACGCGGUUGUGACUUACCUGCCGAAUUGGAGGUCGACUUCGAAAUUCUGGUUAAUCGAAAUAAAUUCCUCUUUAUUUAUCCAGCUAUUGGUGAUACCAGGAUAUCUAUUACAGAUAUUGAUCAAUCUCUUAAAAAAACAAGAAACAAAAUCCUUUUACGCGCAAUAGAAGCGGUAGAAGCGAGAGACGAGUGCUUGAAGCUGCGCCCGAAUUUAUUCCAUCGCGGUAGUGAAGCACCAAGUUCUAUAUUUGAUUUCCAUCUAGAACAGCUAAACGACGAAGAAAAAGAUGAAGAAGAAGGAGGCGCCGAAGCAGAAUUAUACGAAGAAGAGAGCUUAAGUUCGACUACGAAAUUUCAUACCGAAGAUCCAAAUAAGUUUAACAAGCAUGAAAUAAUGUCACGCUUUUGGUAUUUUGACAUACCAAGAGGACCACAUCCAAAUUAUUAACGGAAAAAAUAUGAUUAUUUUAGAGUGACAGAAGUAUAAAUACAAUUUGUCACGUAUUUUUAAUAAGUCUGGGAAAAAAUUAAAAUGAUACAAUAUAAUUUGGACUACAAAACUAAAAAUUCCUUUUCUUUCAAGAUAAAGCACCAAUGAAUAGUAAAAAAAGUUCGUACCCUAAAAUAGUUAACAUCCGAUUCUGUUUUAUCAAGCCUUUAGACCAACUAUGAGGUUGGCUCUGACGAUUAUGUAUAUUUUGUACCAAAAAUAUCCAGA